UCAGGCUAUCUCGGUCUUUAUGCUAUUUAUAUAAUCACUGUCAUUGUUGGUUAUCGCCUCCAUAAACGUAAAAGAAAACAUCAGCGUGAGAACAGCCUCAAGAAAACCUUCAACAACGUCGUAUCACGACGUGGAAGUGUUCAUCCCGUUGCUCCAGAUAUCACAAUCAUAUCAGCUGCCAUAGAGAGAAUAAAAGCUGAGGACACAUUCAAGGAAGACACGUUCGACACGAGUAAUUUUGAGGAGUCAGCAAAACGAAAAUCAGUCACAAUCAAUGGAGAUACCCUCGCCAUCUUUCCGAUAUCUGCUGUCGCGCUGGCCUCGACCAUUGUUGAGGAGGGCGGA
This is a messenger RNA of Ostertagia ostertagi, 345 nucleotides long. NCBI's taxonomy places the organism in Eukaryota, Metazoa, Nematoda, Chromadorea, Rhabditida, Trichostrongylidae. The record is from the annotation of a GenBank genome assembly.